AUGGAAGAAAGAAUAUUAGUAGAUACUACAAAAGUUAAAGAAGUCCUAACUAUCGAACAAGAAGAAAAAAAGGUUGAAGAGUAUCUUAAACGAAAGUCAUCUUCACAAAGUCAAGAAGUUCAGGAUACUGACUACCAUUUUUUGAUGAGCCUAUUGACCUCAUUAAGAGCUACACUGGCUUACAGAAAACUUAUGCUAAGGCGAAAAAUUGAGGGCUUGUUUCUACAAGAAGAGGGGUACAGUACUAAGGUCGAGUUUAACUAUAGUCUUCAACCAUCAACAAGUGCAGGAUCUCAUCAAAGCGUGGUGUCACCUGGUGGGCAAUCAGAUGUAAGCAGUAUUGGAGAUCAUAUGAAUGCAGGACCAUACGAAGACGCAGAGCUCACUCAGUUGAUCGCAGGAUAUAAAGGAAGUGUUUAUAAUAAAUUGUUAUGA
Molecule: messenger RNA, 435 nt
Organism: Psylliodes chrysocephalus
Lineage: Eukaryota; Metazoa; Arthropoda; Insecta; Coleoptera; Chrysomelidae
Source: the annotation of a GenBank genome assembly